UCAGCAGACGUGUCUGACCAGAUCCUUCGGGUGGUGGCCCGGUCCAGUCGACUAGAGGAACUGGUUCUGGACAACGCAGGACUCACUAGGGAUUUUGCCCAGAAGCUGACGAAUGCCCUCUCCCAUAACCCCAACUCAGGACUCCACACUGUCAACCUUGCCAAUAACCCACUGGAGGAUCGAGGAAUCACCUCCCUGGGAGCACAGUUCGCCAAACUCCCUAAGGGACUCAAGCAUUUAAACUUUUCCAAAACCUCAUUGUCACCCAAAGGGGUGAACAGCCUUGCCCAGUCACUGAGUGCCAACCAGUCCAUCCCCAGCACCCUCAGUCACCUGGACCUCUCAGGGAACAUACUGCGGGCAGACGACAUCCCGCAUUUCUACCAUUUCCUGGGCCAACCCAACAGCCUGACGACUCUGGACUUGUCCAACACAGACUGUUCUCUGGACCUGGUGUGUUCUGCUCUCCUGAGGGGCUCCGUCCAGAACCUCUCUGUCCUCAACAUGUCCAAGAGUGUAUUUGCACAUAGGAAAGGCAAAGAUGUGCCUCCAUCCUUCAAGCACUUCUUCAGCAGCGUCGUGGCCCUCAGCUGCAUCAACCUUUCAGGAACCAAACUCCCUCCAGAGGCCUUGAAAGCUCUUCUGCUCGGUCUGGCCAGUAACCCCAACAUCAAGGAAGUGUCGUUAGACCUCAGCUGCUGUGAGCUUGGUCACUGUCUCAGGUCUGGGGGGUCACAGAUCCUGGAGGGAUGCAUCGCUGAGCUCCCCAACAUCUCCAGUCUGGACAUCUCUGACAACGGUCUGGACUCUGACCUGUCCACUCUGCUGGUGUGGCUGGCCAAGAACCGAUCCAUCCGACACCUUUCACUGGGGAAGAACUUCAACAACAUCAAGUCCAAAAAUCUGGCCCCUGUCCUGGACAAUCUGGUUCAUAUGAUUCAGGAAGAGGAAUCGCCCCUGACGUCUCUGUCCCUGGCUGACUCUAAGCUGAAGACGGACCUGACCAUUGUGCUGAAUGCUCUGGGCAGCAACACCAGUCUGACCAGGGUGGAUAUCAGUGGGAACGCCAUGGGAGACAUGGGGGCUAAGAUGCUGGCCAAGGCCCUGCAGAUCAACAGCAAACUAAGGACGGUGAUCUGGGAUAAGAACAACAUCAGUCCUCAAGGUCUUCAGGAUGUAGCAGCUGCUCUGGAGAAAAACUUCACCAUCCGGUUCAUGCCUAUCCCCAUCAUCGAUGCAUCUCAGGCUCUCAAAGCCAGCCCAGAGAAGACUGAGGACGCCCUGCUGAAGAUUGAGAACUACCUGUUCCGGAACCAUGAGACUCGUCAAUACCUCCAGGAGCAGGCCUACCGCCUCCAGCAGGGCAUCGUUACCACCACCACUCAGCAGAUGAUUGACAGGAUCUGUGUGAAAGUCCAGGACCAUGUCAACUCCCUGAGGAACUCUGAGACAGACGUGGUGUUAGACGACGUCAAGGUGGCUGAAAGCCUGAUGAAGGAUGCCAGGAACUCCAAAACGCUGCUUCCUAACCUGUACCACCUGGGAGCAGCGUCCAGAGAAGAGGUCAACGGUCAGUCAGUAGGACCCAUCCAGGAGAAACUGGAGUCCAUGGCUGGAGAGGUGGCCAGGGUCAUGGAUGAACAGCUACAGGGUCUGUUGGAGUCCAUGGUGGAUGCUGCGGAGGGUCUCUGUCCCCAUGUGAUGAGGAAGACUAACCUUCGUCAGGACCUGAUCAAAGCCAGCACAGCGAAGAUGGUGGUUCCCCGUAGUUUCGUCAAGAACACCCUGCUGGAACAGUCUGGAGUCGACAUCAUCAACAAGAUCAGUGAGGUAAAGCUGAGCCUGGCUUCCUUCCUCUCAGACCGUAUCGUAGAUGAGAUCCUAGAAGCCCUGUCUGGCUCUCAGCACACACUGGCUGACCACCUGGUGAGGAAGGAGCGUCCUCAUGUCCAGCGGGAGUCUGUGGACCUGGACGUACCCGAGGAGAGGGCUCCUAAACGGGCCACCACAGAGCUGAAUGAGGCAGAAAGGCUGGAGGACCUGGAGACAUGCAUGACUCUUUGCUGCACCAGUAUGACUCCCAAGUCCAAGAGGAAAAGCAUCCACAGUAGAAUGCCCGUCCAGUUUCUCGUGCCUUCGAGAUGGAGUUUGACCUUGACAAGGCCCUGGAAGAUGUUCCUAUCCACACAGAGGACCCUCCUGCACCUUCCCCUGCUCCUACCCUCUCGAGGUCAGAGAAGAGACCGUCAGGGGCCAUGGGAGAACUGCCCUCAGACGAGGCCAAGAAGCUGCAGCACUUCACCAAACUACGCCCUCGCAGGAACAAGAAGAUGCAGUCCAGUAAGAUACCGGUGAGUAUCGCCUCUGUGAGUUACUGCUGGGGGAAUGAGCAGGACAGUA
Messenger RNA from Oncorhynchus gorbuscha (pink salmon), 2400 nucleotides. Its product is annotated as F-actin-uncapping protein LRRC16A-like. Gene Ontology annotation, cellular component: plasma membrane; lamellipodium. The record is from RefSeq and is a predicted model, not a curated record. Lineage: Eukaryota; Metazoa; Chordata; Actinopteri; Salmoniformes; Salmonidae. Gene Ontology annotation, molecular function: protein binding. Gene Ontology annotation, biological process: regulation of Arp2/3 complex-mediated actin nucleation; cell migration.